AUGGCGGAUCCUGGGGAAACGAGACUUGCUAAGCGGCAGAAGCUCCUUGCUUGCCAGCGCUGCCGCCACCGCAAGCAAAAGUGUACCGAGGAGCGGCCUUGUGAGAAUUGUAUCCAGUCAGGCGCAGAAUGCCUCCAGACUCAGUCAGCAUCCUCGAAACUAGCAUUGGAGCCAGACUACGUCCAACGCUUGGAGGAACGUGUUGCACAAUUAGAAUCCCUUGUCCCGCAGGAAAGUCUCGAUCAUAUUCACACCAGACCCCCGGAUGAACCGGCUACAUCGAGAAUAAGGACGACACCGAACGACAACAGCCCCGGACGACAUCUGCAGGGCCCUGGCUCCGCCCAUAGCCGCGAUGACGACCAUCGGACUAGGUCCAGCCGGCUAGAGUGGCCUAGCAAUCAAGAAUUCUCCUUGAUCAAUUCUAACCUAAUGCCUACAGCCCAGAGCACUCCAGAUAGCCUCGGUUCCCACUUAUUCGAGGCCAUCACAGGAAUUCCAACCCAACACGCGCGACGAGAAGAGCCAACGCCCGAAGCAUUGGAUCUAGACUCAGACCUAGAGCGCUUUCUCAUCCAGACAUACUUCGAGAUGGCGCAUUCGCAGUAUCCCUUGCUCCUCAGACACGAAUUUCUAGGUUGGGCCGACUCAUGGAGGCGCGGUAAAAGAGCCUGCCCGCCAGAAGAGCAGUGGAAGGGUUUCAUGGUCUACUCGAUCGCAUUUCUCAUGGCCAAGCGACGCAUUAAUGGCCCUAUGAGGUCCGAGCUCCUGUAUAACCUAGCAAUCUCUCGAUACUUUCCCUCCCUGAUCGCGGCCCCCGAUCCCCUCAUCCGCGCCCAAGGAUUCCUCCUCCUCACUGUGUACGCUCUUCACAUGCCCUCCAAGGAGAGCAUAAUCACCCUGUCGUCAUGGACCAUGAGGUUUUGCGUCAUGGCACAACUACAUCUUGCUGAUCCUGAACCUGGACCAGAGCCCUCACCGGUCACCGGCGAGGCCUUUAUUCGGAAUCAGCACCGCAGGAGAGUAUUCUGGUGUGCCUAUGGCAUCGAUCGUGCCAUUUGCAGCACAUAUGAUCUUCCAAGUUGCAUCUCAGAUAGCUACAUCACUGUCCCCAUAUUCGACAACAUCGAUGACAACACGCUCCUUGACAUAAGUACAUCCACAGAGUCACAAAGCAUCGAGCCUGUGACGUCGCCAACCAAUGUCUCACCGGCCCUUCAUGUACUUGUCGGCCGCCAAAUUGAGUCGGAGAUCCAGGACAUGAUGCUGCACAAGGACUACAGCGAACACUCGGACGCCGCAAGCGCUUGGCGCGUACAAAUCAGCGAGAGGCUCAAGGAAUGGGACCGGGAUUCUGCCGCUCUGUCACACCCAUCGCAGACGGGCUACACGAGCUCGCGAUGGCUGAAGAUGAUCUACUACUACAACAUCGUCACGCUCUACCGGCCCACGCGAGGUAUGGCGCAAGGUGUCGCUGGCGACUUGUCGGUGCAAGCCUGCUGUCAUGCGCUCCUCUUGUUCCGGAGGUUCCAGAUGGCAAGGGAGAUUGCAAAGCCAUGGCUUGGGAUCGGAGUCACUCUGCUCUACUGCUUCUAUGCCACGCCGAUUGCUCUCUGGCGACCAUCGUACAAGUCCGCUGAUGUCCCCGAUGCCAUCCGUGCUUGCUCAAGCACGCUUGCCAUUAUGGCCGACCGGUGGACCGAGGCCGAGUGCCUGCGAGACGUCUUUGACAUUCUGGCGCGCGAGGUCCCUCUAGGAGAGACAUGGGAUCGGCCCCAGCUGAUGAGUGCCGCUGGGCGCAGGAACAUCCUUGAGGAGAACUGGCAGCAGAUGAGCGAGAUCGUGAUCCAUAGGUCGACUUUGAGGAUGAUUCGUGAGAUGGCGACCGAGUGCUUCGUGUCUGAGGUAGAGCUUGGUAACUACGAGCAGCUACACCCCGACGCUGGUCUGGAUGCAGAAGCUGCCGCAUUGCUCAUCGACGCAAUGGACCUUCAAUGGGUGAAUGCUGCACACCCACCGCCGCUGGAAAUGGGGCAGGGUUUCAGCUACUUUCAGCUGUAA
This is a messenger RNA of Fusarium vanettenii 77-13-4, 2061 nucleotides long. RefSeq lists its product as uncharacterized. The coding region runs from base 1 to 2061 and encodes 686 amino acids. NCBI's taxonomy places the organism in Eukaryota, Fungi, Ascomycota, Sordariomycetes, Hypocreales, Nectriaceae. The transcript is spliced from 8 exons. Gene Ontology annotation, biological process: positive regulation of transcription by RNA polymerase II; DNA-templated transcription. Gene Ontology annotation, molecular function: DNA-binding transcription factor activity, RNA polymerase II-specific; sequence-specific DNA binding; zinc ion binding. The record is from RefSeq and is a predicted model, not a curated record.